This is a messenger RNA of Lodderomyces pseudojiufengensis, 2607 nucleotides long. It is a transcript of the gene NOT3, whose product is annotated as CCR4-NOT core subunit. The record is from RefSeq and is a predicted model, not a curated record. Bases 1 to 2607 code for a protein of 868 amino acids. NCBI's taxonomy places the organism in Eukaryota, Fungi, Ascomycota, Pichiomycetes, Serinales, Debaryomycetaceae. Gene Ontology annotation, cellular component: CCR4-NOT core complex; nucleus; P-body. Gene Ontology annotation, molecular function: oxidoreductase activity, acting on paired donors, with incorporation or reduction of molecular oxygen; L-ascorbic acid binding; iron ion binding. The transcript is spliced from 2 exons. Gene Ontology annotation, biological process: nuclear-transcribed mRNA poly(A) tail shortening; regulation of DNA-templated transcription.
AUGCCUAAAAAGCAAAUAAAACUAUUCAAAUUUCCAGAUAGUUUCAUUAAUCUACCUAAUUCAUUAACGGAAUAUAAUUUCCCAGAACCUGAAUCAAUACAUGAGCAAAUAAUAACUAUUCCAAACUUUUUUUCAAAAUCAUUAUGCACAGAACUAAUUAAAUCAUUCGAACAUCAAUUAGAUUUACAAACCACUCCUCUUAUUAAAAGUAAAGAUUAUGCUGCAAGAUAUAAUGAUAGAGCAAAUACUCUUGAUUUAAAUGCUGCUCAUAUUUUAUGGCUUUAUUUACAAAAAAUUCUAUCACAUAACCCUUAUAAUGAUCCAGAUCUACAACUCAUUUCAAAUCAAUUCAAGUCGGCCAUGGGAUUGAAUCCAAAUUUGAGAAUUUAUAGAUACGUAAAAGGUCAUCAUUUUGGUGCUCAUUAUGAUGACUCGGUUAUUUGUGAUAUCCCACCUUUGGGAAAACAAAAAGGUGAAACCAAAUGGACUUUAUUAAUUUAUUUAACUGGUGGAGAUGAAUUUAUUGGUGGUGAUACAAUAUUUUAUGAAGGUAAAAAAACUAUAAAUGUUCAUCCUAUAAAAGGAAUGGCUUUGCUACAUAAACAUGACAUUAUUUUCAAGAGAAUCCAAGAAGGGUUGCAGGACUUUAAUUAUCAUUAUGAAAGAUACGAGAGUCUAACGAAUACAGAAGAUGAUUCGGAUAACCAAAGAGAGAAAGAGAAACUAGCUAAUGAUUUGAAAAAGGAAAUAAAGAAGCUUCAAAAAUAUCGUGAACAAAUCAAACAUUGGCUACUGAAUGAUGCUGUAAACACUUUAGGACCAGUUGGAACAUCUUAUAGCACCAAGUUGACUGAGAAUAAAAGCUCAAUCGAAGUUGCGAUGGAAACAUAUAAAUUUGUUGAAAAACAAACAAAACUUAAAACUUUUUCAAAUCAAUCUAUAAUGAUGACUUUUAUUGAUAGUUUAAAUGGAGAUGAUGAUGAUGAUGAAAGUGAUGAAGAUGAAAGUAGUGAUGAAGAAAAUGAGAAUGAAUAUGAAGAUUUAUCUCAAGAAACUGUUGAUUCCAUAAUAUUUUUCAAAGAUGCCAUUAGUCAAUUAAGAGAUCAAACUGAUAAAUACGUUCAUGAAUAUGAAAAAUUAGCAACAAAGAAAUUAAGAAAAAAUAACCUUUCUACAAUCGAAGCUAAAAAGGAAAAAAUCUCUUCAACUAUUGCAAAUAAUAAAUUUCAUAAGAAGAAACUACGAAAAUUGAUCAAAACUUUGAAAAAUGGUAUGAUUACUGAAUUUAAUCUUAUAUUUGCAUUAAAAGGAGAUUUAGAACAAUAUUUGAGUACAAAUGGUGAUUAUGAUUUUACAAAAGAUACAGAUCUUUAUGAUGAUAUUUUCAAUCAAAUUGUAGCGGAAGAUGAAGAUUAUUCAGAAUUAUAUGAUGAUAAUACUGCUCCAACUGAAGUUAGUAAUGGAGAUUUGAAUGGUGUUAGUAAUGGUAAACAAAACCUGCAAUCUCCUAAACCUAUCAAAUCCCAUCAGGAAACCAACUCAAAACAAGCUGUAGCGUCUGCUCCUCAUCCUACACAAGCUCAAACUGCACAACCUACACAACAUCAACCACAACCCCAUUCACAAGCUCAUCCACCAUCACAGAUACCGUCAACUCAAUCACAACAACAGCUACCACCACAAUCCGCACCAGUCCAACAGAGCCCAGAGAUUGCAUCUCCUGCAAUAGUUAGAACUUUGAAACCUGCAACAACACCUUCAAAACCAGUUGGAGGACUUAAAUGGUCAGCCGCUGCAGCUGCAGGUAUUCAAGAAGCAUUAGAAAAAGAAGUACCAAUUGAAGAAUCAAAAGAAGAAGAAGAAAUAAUACCUUUUAAACCUUUGGAACUUGAAAAUAUUGAUUUAUUUAAAUAUAAAAAAAUAAUCUCAAAUUCACCAUUAUCUAAAACAGAACUUAAUUUGUUUUCAGAUAUGAAUUUAGUAAGAGUUCCACCAGGUAUACAAGAUUUAGUUAUAUCAUUUGCUUCAAAAAGAAAUAAUGAUGAAUUUAAAGUGCUUGUAGAAUCAGACGAUUUUAAUCAAUAUACUUCACCUAUUUAUAAACCAUAUUUACCUAAAAUAGUACAACCAAAUUAUUAUUCCCAAUUCACAAAUUUUAGUUUUAAACAUCCAAUACAAUUAUCUAAAUUUCAAUCACAUUGGAAUAAAGUACGAGCAUUUUAUGGAUUUGAAAGUUUAACAAAUGAAAUAAAAAAUUUAAUAGCAUCAGAUGAAAAUUCCAAUUUAAUAUCAGAAUUAACUUUUGUUUUAUUUUAUGGAUUUUAUUAUGGUUUAACUCCAGCUGAAAAUUUAAUUGCUGAAAAUUGUUUAUUUGAAUUAGGUUGGAAACCAUAUCAAAUCCAAUUAGAUAAUCUGGAAGUUUCUGAAAAUAAAUUUGCUUAUUGGUUUAGAAGAAUUAAAUUAAUUAGUGAACGUACUGAACAAACAAAUUUUGAAUUUGGUGAUUAUCAAGUAUUUGAUUUAAAUUUUUGGGAAAUAUUUGUCAAGUAUGGUUUUAAAUUUAAUUUUGACUUGAGUCAAUCUGAACCUUCUAAAUCUUUGUUUUGA